CUCGGUAUAGCAGCAUGCAACUCUUUCAUGCAGCGAAGUCAGCCAUCUUCGCAAAGCGAGAAACCUCUGCGACUUUUGAGAAGACCCAGCCGCCUCAUCGCUCAGUAACAGAGGGCUUUUCUACAUCACGACCAUCUGCAUUGCACGCGAAUGAGGUCAGCACAUUGGUGGUUGCAACGGCACCGGAUGACCCGACGCAAGUCGUCGUGCAUCGUGUGGAAAUCGGACCGACAGCCGACUCGCCCGGGGCAGCUGACAUCGCAACAGAGGAGGUCAUUCAGCGGAGGCGGAGCACGCCCACAGCCGAGCCAAGCCCUCUCAUUAUUGAUUCGCAGCUGUCACGGUCAGCCCCCCGUCUGUUCGCCUCAGCAACAGGCCCUGUUAUGGUUCGAGACACGGCGAAAGAGCACGCAGAAAGGAAGGAGCGGAGCCCUCCAGGCAGCAAUAGCGUGAUGGAAUCCCCCGGCGUCCUCGAGCCUGCAGUGCCGCCGCCCUAUGACACACAGCUGUCGGCCUACACGACCCUCUCCUUCGAGCGCGGCCCUCCCCCAACUCGCAUGACCACGACAGCCCACCGAGGAAGCGACAUGAGGGGCUCCCCGGCUGUCUCAACAUUCACUACACCCAAAGGCGCGUAUCAUCCCAAGCUGAGCGUCUCGCGGUUUCGGGAAUCGCAGGAGGAACUGUUGGACACAGCAGUACCUGCUGGGAAGGGCGAGAAUACGCCAUUCGUGCAGACGGAGGAGAAGGAAGAUGAUGAAGUGGUGAAGAGUUUCGAGCUGGCCAAGACAAGUGGGGAGAGGGUCAAGGUGCUGAUGGGCCGCGACGAGAUUACCUUCCAGGAGAUGCCCACUGACGCCACACAAACGAAGAAGUGAGAUACCAGAAAGAUGUCGUCUUGAACUAUCUGCUCGCCUUUGGUCGUGUUUCAGAUUGGUUUGCUGCUGCGCGUGACCCCC
Vitrella brassicaformis is the source of this 959-nucleotide messenger RNA. The record is from the annotation of a GenBank genome assembly. Lineage: Eukaryota; Vitrellaceae.